Molecule: messenger RNA, 2709 nt
Organism: Pseudopipra pipra
Lineage: Eukaryota; Metazoa; Chordata; Aves; Passeriformes; Pipridae
Gene: SLC25A51
Product: solute carrier family 25 member 51
Exons: 2
Coding region: 172-1032 (286 amino acids)
Biological process (GO): mitochondrial NAD transmembrane transport
Cellular component (GO): mitochondrion
Molecular function (GO): NAD transmembrane transporter activity
Source: RefSeq, a predicted model, not a curated record
GCGCGGUGACGUCACACGGCGGCGCGGUGACGUCAGAGAGCGGCGCGGUGCCGCGCCGGGCCGGGCUGUCCGGGCGCACGAUCCUGAUCCCGACCCCGAUCCUGCCGCUCCCAUGGCACCACCGCCCGCAGGGAGGAGGCUCUGAGGACGCUGCACAGGAACGCCGGGACGAUGGGUCUGGGAGGUGCUGAGCCCGAGGACCCCGAGAGCGGCGAGGCAGCGGCCCCAGGCAAGCACUACGUGUGCGGGUACUGCGCGGCCUUCACCAACAUCGCGGUGACCUUCCCCAUCCAGAAGGUGCUGUUCCGGCAGCAGCUGUACGGGCUGCGCACGCAGGACGCCGUGCGCCAGCUGCGCCGCGAUGGGCUGCGCACGCUGUACCGCGGCAUCCUACCCCCGCUGCUGCAGAAAACCACCACCCUGGCGCUCAUGUUCGGCCUCUACGAGGACUUCUCGGCACUGCUGCUCAGCCACGCGCGCGCCCCAGAGCUGGUGACGCGCAGCGCGGCCGCUGCACUCGCCGGCACCACCGAGGCCGUGCUCACGCCCUUCGAGCGCGUCCAGACGCUGCUCCAGGACUACAAACACCACGAUAAGUUCACAAACACUUACCAGGCCUUCAAGGUGCUGAAAGCCUAUGGAAUGAGGGAGUAUUACCGGGGGCUGGUGCCUAUUCUGCUGCGAAACGGGCCCAGUAACGUGCUGUUCUUCGGCCUGCGUGGGCCCAUCAAGCAGUGUCUGCCCGAGGCGACCUCGCACAGCACCCACCUGGUCAAUGACUUCAUCUGCGGGGGGCUGCUGGGUGCCAUGCUGGGCUUCCUGUUCUUCCCAGUGAAUGUGGUAAAGACUCGCAUGCAGGCUCAGAUUGGCGGGGAGUUUCAGUCCUUCUCCAAAGUGCUUGUGAAGAUCUGGCUGGAGCGCGACAGGAAACUGAUGCACCUCUUUAGAGGAGCCCACCUGAACUACCACCGCUCUGUGCUGUCCUGGGGGAUCAUCAACGCCACCUACGAGUUCCUGCUGAAGCUGCUGUGACCCCCAUCCUGCUUGUGGGGCAUUGGCACUCACGGUGUGUCUGGGCACACGCCCAGGGAGCAGGGCCUGUGCACGUGACAGGUAAUUCCUCCUGGCCUUCCAUAUUUAUGGGGUGAAUGGUGAUAAAUUUAAACCUUGGUGCAAUUGUCAUGAACUUUUUAAAGUAUUCCUUUGCUGGCAGGUGAGUUUACCCAUAACGGAGCUCCUAGGCAAAUACAAGGUUUAAAAACAAAUAUCAAAAAUACUUGUACCAGUUAUUCAGUAUCACUCCCAAAAUUCCUUAACUCUCUGUGAUGGGAUGUGCUCCACUGCCCGCAUUUAGAACGUGAGAAUCAAGGAGAGGCUGAAGAAAACUGAUUCCAUUGCCUGAUCAACUUCCAAGUCUUGAUUCUGGAACUGCUUUUUCAGACCCUUUGGGUCUUCAUUGUGUCAAGCUCAAAGGACACAGAUGGGGAUGACUGAGGUGUAGAGCUCCCAGCUGCACCUCAGGCUGCUUGCAGCAGUGACCGUGUCCUCCAGCCAUGGCACUGACCAUGUGACCUCAGCCCAAGCUGGAUCUCUGUGUGUGUGUGUGUGUGUCUGUGUGUGUGUGUGUGUGUGUGCGCGCGCCUUCCUGGGAAAAGGGAAAAGUAGAAGGAAUGAAACAGCAAACUCACUGAAGCUUUAAAGUGUCCUUCCUUGUAAAAAAACACGGAGUUUGUUCUGCUUAAUCUUUUCGUUUGGGGGGUUUCGUUGGGUGGGUUUUUUUGCAUUGCUACAUUUUUGUUGCCUACAGCUAUGGGGCCAGGGAGAAGCUGUCCCUCUUUCCAACACUCACGGAACACUCAGGCUCCUGCAGCUGCUGAAGCACUUCACACACGGCUCUUUGCACUGUGGUGUCUUGUCUUUUCUCAGUUCCUUCUGUGGAAUUAUGGAUCUUGUGAUUUUUUACCCAAAACUCAGGGUUCUGCCUGCUUGAUGUGUGCUGCUGAAAGUUCUGUCAGACACAGUGGCAUAGACAAGGUGAGGUUCCUGGAUUACCUGCUUCAGUUGGAGGUCUGUAGGUGUAGCAGAGAUGGAAGCCAAAGAUGACCUUGGAAGCAAGGAGGUGGGAAAGUGGAGUGUUUGGAGAUGUGUUUCAGGACUUCUGUGGGCAAGUACUGAAAAAGACUGACAGAAAUGUGAAAAUUGCAUGUCUAACAGACGUGAGAGUUGAGAGAUAAAAGACUUCAGACCUUAGAAACAAGGACAGAAAAGCAAGCACGACCCUGAGCCAGGUGAGGGUCUCAACAAAAAGCAUUUGAUUCUCCUGGGGGACUUCCUGUUAUUAAACUGUAUGUUUAUAUAUAUAUAUAAACCAAAAGACUGUGGAUGAUGCGGAGCAGCAAAGCUUUCAGAAACUGGUCUCAUUUUGGUCUAUUUGUAAUUUUUGGAGGGGCUAUUGCUUUUCUAAAUUACAGUUUUCCAUUUGCUAAACUGUCUUCCGAUAUUGAUCCUAAUCAGUGUGUUGCAAUCAUAAACACAGCCCUGAGCUUCACAGCCAGCACAAACACAAGUUCCUGUAUCCCAGUGGUGAUUAUCUGCAUCUAAAUAAAAUGUUUACUGGAUAUUUGUUACUGGCAGAAUCUGAUUUUUACCAGUGUGCUGGGUUUUUUUGUAAUCACUCCUUGAUGGAAUAAAAACAAAAUCUGCAUCCUG